This is a messenger RNA of Fusarium subglutinans, 672 nucleotides long. Its product is annotated as calcium-binding caleosin. Lineage: Eukaryota; Fungi; Ascomycota; Sordariomycetes; Hypocreales; Nectriaceae. The coding region runs from base 1 to 672 and encodes 223 amino acids. Gene Ontology annotation, molecular function: monooxygenase activity; calcium ion binding. The transcript has a single exon. The record is from RefSeq and is a predicted model, not a curated record.
AUGGCUGACUCCAACAAACUUAACAACGAUUACACCUCAGAUCAUGAUGAAAAACAAUCAGAACCGGUCGUGGCCAAAGACGAGGUCGAAAAGCUCAGCCCUCUCCAGAAACACGUUCAAUUCUGGGACCGCGAUAAUGACGGCAUCAUCAACCCAUGGGACGUCUACAACGGCUUCCGCGAACUCGGUUUCGGCCUCUUCUUCUCAAUAGGCUCGCUUCUCAUCCCCAUCUUCUUUUCAUAUCCAACACGGCUCGGCCAUAGUUGGCUGCCUGACCCCAUGUUCCGCAUCUAUGUCAAUGACAUCCACAAGGCCAAGCAUGGCUCUGACACAGGCAUCUUCGACUUUGAUGGGAACUUCAGCCCACAGAGAUUCGAGCACAUGUGUCAGCGGUUCGAUACAUCUGGUAAUGGAGGCUUGACUGCUGAUGACCUAUGGAGAUUAUGGGCCAAGGAUCGCUGUGCAGCAGAUCCAGCUGGUUGGACUUUUGCUUUCAUGGAGUGGUGGACAACAUAUGUGCUUCUCCAAGAGGAUGGGAUCGUGAAAAGGGAUGACCUGAGAGCCUGUUAUGACGGAAGCUUGUUUUGGAGGAUCAAGGACGAAAGAGAGAGAAGCAGCAGGUGCCUGGAUAGAAAGAGCUUUGGCAUGAGAAAUUUCUUUGCUCCAAUCUAG